Molecule: messenger RNA, 2981 nt
Organism: Engraulis encrasicolus (European anchovy)
Lineage: Eukaryota; Metazoa; Chordata; Actinopteri; Clupeiformes; Engraulidae
Product: prostaglandin reductase-3-like
Exons: 3
Coding region: 529-1740 (403 amino acids)
Cellular component (GO): mitochondrion
Molecular function (GO): zinc ion binding
Source: RefSeq, a predicted model, not a curated record
UGUUUAAUAAAGGCAUUUCGUGUGUGGAAGGUGCCUUGUGCUGUUUUCCCAGCUCAGCAUUCCCCUGCGUGAGAACAAGGGAAGCUUCGCAGACACACUUUGCAUCUGACGACGCAGCCUGCAUGGCUAGUAUCUGGGACUUCUUUAUUCCUCAGAAAUGCGUGCAGGAAAUUCUUCAACUUAUAAAGGGACGUUUGAAACUCUAGAUUGAUUCGUUUCACCUUACUAGGAAGGAAAUGUUUUGCACGGGAAGGGGAGGGACUCGGGAAUCCAACUGUAGCCUAAAUGCAACAUUGCACGCUGCAGUCCCCCCGUAAAAUAAUGUUUACAGUUUAAUUUUAUGUUGUGGUGCACCCUGUUUUUGCACUAUACGUACGGCGAUUGUGUCGAUGGCAAUGUGAUGUUGGACUGGAAUAGGCUAAUUAGUUAACAGCAAGCAGAUCCCUGUUAUUACGGUAGAUGGUCAUUCCCGCCUAUCGGUGUGUCCGAAGUGACCGUGAACUUUGAUAUUUCUCACUCGUGGAUGAAAUGCACCGGUUAGUUUUGCAGCGAAAUGGUAGGAGCGCCUUUUCGGUGUUAAAUGAGUAUUGCGGAAGAAUAAUCGGUGCUGCUUUAGGAGUUCACGUUGUGCCGCGGCGUACCAUAAUAGACCACUCGUACUCGGCACAUUUCAUGGAUUUCAAAGGUUCGUCCAUUCCAAGUUCAAUGAAAAAGCUUGUUGUCACGAAGCUGAGCCAAGAUUUUAGGAGUGCCGUUUCUUUGCAAACUGUUCCUGUACCAACACCAGGCGACGAAGAUUUGUUGGUAAAAAAUAGGUUUGUGGGCAUCAAUGCCUCGGAUAUCAACUACUCGGCGGGGAGGUACGACCCGUCGGUGCGUCCGCCGUUCGACGCCGGGUUCGAGGGGCUGGGAGAGGUGGUGGGGCUGGGCCUGAGCGCCAGCGCCCGCUACACCGUAGGAGACAAGGUGGCCUACUUCAGCGAGGGUGCCUUCGCCGAGUACACUGUCAUCUCAGCCAAGAAGGUGGUGCCGGUGCCUGCCAUCCAGCCGGAGUACCUGGCUAUGUUGCUGAGCGGUGCCACGGCCCACAUCGCCCUGCGCCGCAUGGGGGAGCUGCGGGAGGGCGAGACGGUGCUGGUAACGGCCGCUGCCGGGGGCACAGGGCAGUUCGCCGUGCAGUUCGCCAAGCUGGCCGGAUGCCACGUGGUGGGCACCUGCUCCUCGGACGAGAAGGCGGGCUUCCUGAAGACCCUGGGCUGCGACCGGCCAAUCAACUACAAGGCGGAAGACCUGGCCGCCACGCUGCGCAAGGAGUACCCCCGGGGCGUCGACGUGGUCUACGAGUCGGUGGGCGGCAGCGUCUUCGACCUGUCCGUCAACGCGCUGGCCAAUCACGGCAGGCUGAUCAUCAUCGGGUUCAUCUCGGGCUACCAGUCGGCGUCCGGGAUGCAGGCCAUCUCGGGAGGCGCGCUCCCCGCCAAGCUGCUGAAGAAGUCGGCCAGCCUGCGCGGCUUCUUCCUGCCUCACUUCAUGUCCGACUACGGCGAGUCCCUGGCGGACAUGAUGAGGCUGUUUGCGAAGGGCAGACUGGUGUGCGAGGUGGACCGCGGGGAUCUGCACCCCGAGGGGAGGUUUGUGGGACUCGAGUCCGUGUUUCGCGCUGUGGACCAUAUGUAUGCUGGGAAAAACCUGGGCAAAGUGGUGGUGGAGGUUUACCCUGUGAUCGAGAGUAAACUCUAAUGGGCUUUUUUUUUCAUAACCAGAGAUGAUGAUGAUGAUGAUGAUGAUGAUAAUAAUAAUGCAAUUACUUGUUAAUGGAGGUGGACCCGGUGAUCGAUAGUAAACUCUAAUGUUUUGGAGGUUUUUUUGUAACCAAAGAUGAUAAUAAUAAUAACGUAAUUACUUGUCAAUUAAUUGACGGGAUUGUUAAUGACUUGAACUGUGAAUUGAAAUUAUAUUUUGCACUGUUAUUAAUGUUUGCUUUUAAUGCAUCAUGGAAAUGCUGCUUUUUGUGGGAGAGGUUGUGCUGCUGUACUGACCAUAUGGUGAAAAAACCUCCCCUGUGUGUUUCAGUAUGUAAAUACACGUAUGGCCUAACUGCCUUAUGAUCUGCAAUGUAAUGUCUACUCAAGUCAGUCAUUGAAUUUAACAAAAUACAACUAGGAUGUUGGGAAUGAGGAGAGAAUGCUGGAUGUUUCUGAUUUUCAUAUUUUUUUUAUUUCUCAUCUUUCAAAUAAAAUUAAAGUGUUCUUUUAGUACUCAAGCGAUUCAAAAUGACACAUGAAAGACGUCUUGUUAUUGUUUUCUUUCUAAAAGUUUUUUUUUCUUCGCCUACAGUCUUUUCAUUUGGGUUUGUGUCUUUUAUUAGAUUCCCACCUUAUGACAAAACCGCUCGCUCAAACUGGCAUGAUAUUAAACAUUCCUGAGGGAGACAUGAAGACUGCUGUCAUCCACCAAAAUAGCACAUGUCUCCGCUCGUCAUGACGGAGCUGCUCAGAAUUACAUUUCAUUGAUUAGCAUAGUACAUGACACAUCUGAAGCGGGCCCGUCUUUUUUAGAGGAAAUUUGUGAGGUGUUAGUAGUCUUUAAUUUCAGGGGAGUGCUUUUUAGAAGGCUAUAAUUGGCGUGUGUACAGUAGGGUUUUUUUUUUUUUUUUAAAGGACUGUCCGUGUCUCAUUCUUUUUGCUGUCUUUAUUUUGGUUCAUCAAAGUAAGACUGAUAAAUCAUCCUGCUUCAACAGCAACAUGAUCUAUUAUUUGACUACAAAUCAAUGCUGACAUUAUUAUUUCAUUAUUUGCGAAUCCAAAACAUUGCUAAUUAUUUCAUCUCAUAAUACACCUCUGCCAUCAAAAAACAAAACAUUCAAACUAAUGAUGAAUUAAUUGUCACUUGCUUGAUGAUAUCAUUUGAAGGUCUCAAGCUUACAUGUCAAUACUGCUACUUUAAAACACGGUGAGAAAAUAAAUAUUCCCGGCUCAUGA